Ostrea edulis (European flat oyster) is the source of this 4455-nucleotide messenger RNA. RefSeq names its product zinc finger protein Xfin-like. Gene Ontology annotation, molecular function: DNA-binding transcription factor activity; RNA polymerase II cis-regulatory region sequence-specific DNA binding. NCBI's taxonomy places the organism in Eukaryota, Metazoa, Mollusca, Bivalvia, Ostreida, Ostreidae. Gene Ontology annotation, biological process: regulation of transcription by RNA polymerase II. The transcript is spliced from 2 exons. Bases 1 to 3825 code for a protein of 1274 amino acids. The record is from RefSeq and is a predicted model, not a curated record.
AUGGAUGAAGCAGGAAACAGCUCAGUUCUUGACACAUCAGAGGGAGCCUUAGUGGUGGAUCUAUCUCUUGGUACAGAUGACUCGCAGCUCACCGAUAUCUCGAGAUGUACACCCAGUGACUCAAAGACCACAGACACAUCAAAAUACACGACCGAUGAUUCAGAGCAAACUGAUGUCUUCCCGUGUACCAAUGAUGCCUGCAGGACAAGUGAAUGCAACAGAACAGAUUCACAGAGGUCUCAGAUUUCUGUGUGUUCCAACAGCGACUCUGAAGCGACUGACGUGAUGAGCGCUGACAAGCGAGGAGUGUCUGACAGAGGUUCAAAAGAGGGAUUAGCGGCCCAUACAGAAGAGCACAGAGGUCCAAAAGAGGAAAAUCAGACCCACUGGCAAAGUGAGAGGCCAACAGUAGCGAGCGAUGAGGACGUAAUACAUAGCAGUAAAUACACCCCCCAGAAAGUGGACCUCCGAAUGGCGCAACUGGCUGUCAAUGCUUACGUAUCUCCCUCCAAAGUAGGGAGUCUUAACACACCCCAAAAAGGCAACUCGGAACGUUCAGAAGUUCAUGGUGACAAAAAAAUGGACAAAAUCAACAAACAUGAGGAGGAGACUGGCAAUUCCUUUCCAAAUAGAGAACAGCCAUAUGUGGCCAAACCUGGACAAACCAAAUCAAAAACCACAGACCUCUAUUCUCAGGAAAUGUCCAAACUGUAUGCUAAUAUGCAGUGUCAUGACCACACUCCAAGAAUUGAAAAGAACAUGUCUCCUGAAGAUGACAAGGAGGAAAUGGCGGACAUGAAUGAGACAGGUGACCACAUUGACCUUAGCAAAAUGGAGGAUGAAAUGGAUACGAGUCAAGCACAGGAGGGAGAACCAAUCCAACAGCUGACAACUGAAGUCCAUUGUGCUUUGUGCAACAACUGGUUUCUAAACAUGAGCUCAUAUACUGUGCACAUGGCAAAGCAUGCUAAGAUGAGCUCACCAUUGCUGGGACUAAAAUGUGAAAAGUGUAAGAAAAUGUACUACUAUGAAAUGGAAUUCAAAGCUCAUAUACAGGCACACAUAGAAAUGCUAAAGGUUUACAAGUGUCGAGUUUGUUUCAAGCCAUUUGCAGAGAAAUGCGAGCUGCAACGUCAUAUGAAAAUUCACAGGGAAAAAAAGGAGUUUUCCUGCCACUUCUGUGGGAAAGAAUUCCACUAUACCUUCAACCUAAAGAAACACAUGAGAACUCACACAGGUGAAAAGCCAUAUAGCUGUAUCCUUUGUGAGCUCAAGUUUACUCAUAAGAACAGCUUGAACCGCCACAUGAGUCUGCAUACCAAUGAGACUGAGUUUGAAUGUUGUGUGUGUGACAAGGUAUGCCUCGACCGAUGGACUCUACAGAAACACCUGGCAUCCCAUCAGAUCCUUACCUGUACAGUAUGUGAGCAGUCCUUCACCAACAGUAGGCAGCUCCAGGAUCACCAGAAAACUCAUACAGAGACAGCGAAGGAGACCUCAGUUCCAGAGGUCCCAAACAGUCAGGAAAAUAACGGGUCCAAAUCAAUAGACUCUGCUCAAAGUAACACUGAAACAUUAAAGACUGACAUAGAAAUCAAACCAGAUCCUGACCAGAAACCAAAGGCUAAGCGGGUGAGGAGAGCUGUGGAGACACAGUGUGAGGUCUGUCGUAAAGUAUUCAAGAACCCCGGAAACUACAACCGCCAUCUACAGUCCAAAGAGGGAAUGCCAGUUCAGACCUGUGACUUGUGUGGUCACCAGUUCCAUGAUGUGUAUGAUCUUCUGAGGCAUACCCGACAAGUCCACUCCCAAACCUCAGACACCAAGGGUUAUAUCUGUCAAGUCUGUGGACAAAACUAUCCAGAUCUGGCACUGCUUACAGAACAUAUGUCAGAGCAUCUGCAGAACAUAAACAAAGCUGGAUCAGCUGGUUCCAAGCACCUACUGAACAUGAACAAAGCUGGGUCAGCUUCAUCUGAACAUAUUCCAAGAACAGAUGGAUCCCUUUCUCUGUAUUGCUCAGUUUGUGGAGAAAAAUUCCUCAAUCCAAUAAUGCUGAAUUUACACAUGAUGGAGCAUUCAUCCUCAAAGAGAAUCUCAGAGAAUGUCCUUGAUCUAUCCCAAUCGAAGGAGGAUGCCAGUCAGUCUCCCCCAAGAAAACGUCUAAAGUUAGAAACAGUCGAAAAUACAGAAACACAGGAGUACUAUGACAGUGAUAAGGAAAAUGAACCACUUAAUCUAUCCAAAAAGAAAUACUCUCCCAAGGCCAAGCCAAAAGUUCUGAGGGUUUGUCAGAAACAGGCUGUGCCAGUCCUCCCCAGGAUCAGUAGUAUAUCACAGGUCACAAAUAAUGUGUCACGUCAUCAGAAGUCCAAACCAACGACUAGUUCAGAGAGUGUUGGACUGGACUUGUCCUGUAAAUCAAAACCGUCUGAGGCUUCACAGGGGAUUGUUGCUGGAGACCAAACUAAGGAACAUGAUCAAGAGACAUCUAAACCAGAAUCUGCUGACAACUUUACAAAAGGAGCAGAGAAAAAUGAAACACAAUCUUUGGACUGUGAAGAUAGGGAUACGCCAAUGAAAUCACCAGCCAUGAGUUCGAAUGUUGCCAUGGAUAUGACCGGAGAAGACUUCCCAGAUGAGAACUCAAACUUAACUGACAAAAGUGACCACCUAGAUCAGUCCUCUGACCGCAGCAGUAGGCCAGGUUCUCCACCAAUACCUCUGACCUGUGAGUACUGUGUCAUGACCUUUAGUGACCCAGUGACCUUGAACAGACACUUGUCCUCACACUACAAGGAAUGGGCAUUCUACUGCAACUAUUGCAACAUGAUGUUUACAGAGAGCACCAGCUAUAGAUCCCACACCCCUAUACACCCCUCCCAUGCUCCAUACAUGUGUAAUGUGUGCCACUCCCACUUCUCUGACAGAAUCAGCCUCGGGGCACACCAAUCCCAGGCCCACCCUCAGGAGAAGCCAUUCCAGUGUGGAGUUUGCCAGAGGAGGUUUCCAGUCAAGUCUUACCUAGGCUCACAUUGCCGAACUCACCUGACAGAGAGACCGUUCAAGUGUAGCAUCUGUGAGCGCACAUUUGUGCACAACUUCAACCUGACGAAGCACAUGAGGACACACACUGGUGAGAAACCCUACAAAUGUGCAUGGUGUGAGAGGAAGUUCAGCCAGAAAAAUAGUCUGAACAGGCACGAGAAAAUCCACAUGAGGGAGACUCCAUCAAAGGAAAGCCUGCAGCCUGUGUCAGGAAGUGGUCAACUUUUCAGCCCAGCCCCAGGUCAGGAGGAUACUACCCAUGGACAGACAACACCCUGCAAAUCCGAUAGAUCCACCCCUGUCUCUCUCAACAGCCCAGAUCAGACCACACCUCAUAGUCAGCACAAGAACUGGUCCAGACAGAAUCGGUCUAGAAACAGCUCCACCAGCUCAAAUGGAACACACCGGGCAACACCAGAUCCAACCUCUCAGGACGGGAUCCACAGCCUGUCUCCCGAGAUCCUACAGCACAUGUACCUACAACAGUUGGCUGUGAUACAGUGCAUGGUGCAACAACAACAGCAGCAGCAGCAUGAAAACAACGUGAACCUGAUGCAGAAUCCCUUUUUGAUGGCAGCCUACAUGCAGCAGACGCACAUGCUACAGCAGAUGGCAGACAGGGAUCCAAACAUGUUUCCAUACCAACCAGCCUCGAUGGAAUCCAUGAUAUCUUCCCACUCCAAAUUGAUGGAGAAUUAUGGGAAAAACCCACAGCAGCGGAAGAACACGGAUCAGGCACUCUCUCCAAGAAGUCAUGAUCAAGGGACGCAACUAUGAACAGUGCUUAAACAAUGACCAUGUCAAGGGUACAGAACUAUGCAGAUUCAUAACAAGAGAAUCAAUGUUGGACAAAUAUAUAGUGGACUUAACUUUUCUACUCAUAUUAAAAAUGAAAGUAAUAUGAAAAUGGCUCGGUAUUUUUUGUGUUCAAAGCAAUAAGAAAAUAGGUUUAUGUAGAAACUGCAUCACAGUAUAGGGGGAACAACUCCUGGUGUGUUCCUAUUUAUUAAGAUGUUGUGAAUAUCAUUUUCUGUUGAUUUACGAGUACUAUGUCCAUUUUAGUUUUUUCAGUCAAAAGUUUGUAACAUUAUGGUCUAUCUCAAUUUUAGACAACUAAGACCCGGAUGUAUGCUACUAUUUUUGUAUCGUUACUUAUUGAGUCCAGAACUAACUAGGAGACUCACUUUUAGAAGGAUACUUGAUAAUGAAUUUUUUUCUCUCUUUGUAUUGUCACCGAACUAAGUUUCAUUUACAUAAAGAUCCUGUUUUCUUAGUAACAAUUAUUUUGAUGCUUCAGAUUUUCUUUUUUGUACUAAGAAUUCAAAAUGUUUAUUGAAAUAUAUGUUUGCAUGUAGCAUGUUCUGAUAAUAAAUGAAUGAAAUCAAUAAAAGUUAAGAUACAAUUGCA